AUCAACACCCAUCUCGCCUACCACCAUCUGCAGAUUGGACAAAAGGAGUACGACUCUGAAUUAACUUUGAUCAUUCCAUCGGCCCAUCCAUGGCGACCCCGUUGCUUCUUGCGCAGUUACUACUGGCAGUGGCACUAGCAGCGGUGCAAGCGGCGCCGCGCUUGCACCCCGUCGUCCUGGUGCCGGGCUACGCCACCAACGAGCUGGACGCGCGGCUCACCAAGCUCUACCGGCCGUCGUCGCCGGGCUGCGGGGCGCGCAAGGAGGAGGGGUGGUUCCGCCUCUACCUCAACUAUUCCGCCCUCCAGGACCCCGGCAACGUGCCGUGCUUCGCGGAGCAGAUGAGCUCCGUGUACGACCCCGCCGCCGACGACUACUCCAAUGUCCCCGGCGUGGAGACGCGCGUCCCCUUCUUCGGCUCCACCCAAGCCUUCCGCUACCCCGAUCCUGACCGCAAGAAUUUCUCCUACAUGAGCACGUUUAUCGAGCGGUUGGAGAAGAUGGGGUACCGCGACGGCGAGACCAUGUUCGGCGCGCCCUACGACUUCCGGUACGCCGUCGCGCCGGUGGGGCACCCGUCCAGGGUGGGCGACGCCUUCUUCCGGGCGCUCAAGGGCCUCGUCGAGAGGGCGAGCGGGCUUAACGGCGGCAUGCCGGUGGUGAUCGCCACCUACAGCGCCGGCGGCCCGCUGGCGCACCAGUUCCUCGUCCGCCAGCCGCUGGCCUGGCGCCAGCGGUUCGUGCGGCGGUUCGUGCCCAUCGCCGCCCCGUGGGGCGGCAUCGUCCUGGGGAUGCUGACGCUCGUCUCCGGGAACAACAUGGGCCUGCCGUUCGUCGAGCCGCGCGCGCUGCUGCGGCAAGGCAGGAGCCUGCAGAGCAGCCUAUGGAUACUGCCCAGCCCGGCCGCCUUCGGCACCGCGACGCCGUUGGCUACCACGAAGAGCAGGAACUACUCGGCCGGCGACGUGGCGGACUACCUCGUCGCCAUCGGGUUUGGCGAGGCCGUCAGGCCGUACAAGUCCCGCGUGCUGCCGCUGUUUGGCGGGGAGCUGCCGCAUCCCGGGGUGCCGGUGACCUCCGUCAUCGGGGUCGGGGUGGGGACAACUGAAAGGAUAGUGUAUCCCGGGGAUGACUUCGACGCGACGCCGUCUGUGGUCGCCGGAGACGGCGACGGGGUGGUGAACCUGGCGAGCGCCAUGGCGGUGGAGACGCCGUGGAGCCGCCGUGGUGGGGAUUUUAGGAUGGUCAAGGUGCUCAACAUGUCUCAUAAUGCCCUUGUGGUGGAUGAUCGAGCGCUUGAGAUCAUCAUGCGAGAGAUUCAACGGGCUGAUUAGGUAAUCGGUUUUGCUACAACUCAGCUCAGUUGUAGUUAUGGUCUCAUUCACCUGGACAGCCGUUGGAUCAAAAGCAUUCUGACAUUCGUGUGUUGUUGUGUCCUUGUUCAAUCGUUCACCGUGCAGCGGUCUUGUUAAUGGGCCUUUUUCGCGAGCUUUUGCUCGUUGGUUCGAUGCUACCAGCUGCUUUAUCCCUGGGUCGUCAUGUUUGAUUUGACCAGCCUGAUGGUCUUUCUUUCAUUCAUGUAAAUAUUCUGACGGUUCAAUAAAAAGUUUCGGAGUUUGUAAAAAAAAACCAGCUACUGUUUUCUAUUUUUCUUCUACAGGAUGCUACUUCACAUUGUGAACGCGAUACUUUUUGUACUGUUUAAUUUGGACAUU
This is a messenger RNA of Triticum dicoccoides, 1715 nucleotides long. RefSeq names its product lecithin-cholesterol acyltransferase-like 1. Gene Ontology annotation, biological process: lipid metabolic process. NCBI's taxonomy places the organism in Eukaryota, Viridiplantae, Streptophyta, Magnoliopsida, Poales, Poaceae. The record is from RefSeq and is a predicted model, not a curated record. The transcript is spliced from 2 exons. The coding region runs from base 90 to 1334 and encodes 414 amino acids.